AUGGGCUGCACCAAGAAGUUCCUCACCACCGAGGAUCUCAAGAUGGCGCUCAAUAUCUUCUGCUGCGUCUACGGCAUUGGUACACUUGGUAUGCCCGGUAACUUCUCGCGCGCUGGGCCCGUGCUGGCCGUCAUCGGCAUGGCUUUCAUGGCCUUCGCCAACGUGUACGCAUCCGUGGCCAUCUGCCGCGUGAUGCUUCUGGCUCCCAAGAGCGUCAAGACCUACAGCGACCUGGGUGAAUGGUGCAUGGGCAAAUGGGGCCGUUGGCUUUCGGUCGUCUCCCAAAUGGCCUCUUGUCUUCUCGUACCGUGCGUGUUCCUCGUGUUGGGCGGUACUCUGCUGGACGGCCUCUUUCCGGACGCCUUCAGCGCCACCUACUGGAUCUGCUUCAUGGCGCUCAUGUGUCUGCCUGUGUGCCUCAUUCCGACGCUCAAGGAGGGCGCCGGUGCGGCUUUUGCCGGCUGCGCAGGUACGCUUAUCGCCGAUGUCAUCGGUGUAGCCGUCGUCAUGUAUGGCAUGCGCGGCCACCCAUCGCCACCGUCACCCGACAUCAAGUUCUCGCAGGUCGCGGGUAUGUUCGGCAACCUGUCGUUGGCCUACAACGCCGGCAUUGUCAUCCCGGCUCUGCAGCGCCAGCACAGCGAGCCUACGCGCAUGCCUCGUGUGGUGUUCGCCACGAUGGCCUUCAUCUCGUGUCUGUUCCUGAUCCUGGCCAGCACAGCGUACUCGUCCGUGGGCUGUCAGAUCACGGGAAACCUGCUGUACUCCAUCUACCCGGACUCCACGACCGGCCUCACCACACUGGGCUUCAACUGCACAUUACGAUCGCCUUCUCGGUCAUUCUGA
This is a messenger RNA of Phytophthora nicotianae INRA-310, 846 nucleotides long. RefSeq lists its product as hypothetical. The transcript is spliced from 2 exons. NCBI's taxonomy places the organism in Eukaryota, Oomycota, Peronosporomycetes, Peronosporales, Peronosporaceae. The coding region runs from base 1 to 846 and encodes 281 amino acids. The record is from RefSeq and is a predicted model, not a curated record. Gene Ontology annotation, cellular component: vacuolar membrane. Gene Ontology annotation, molecular function: amino acid transmembrane transporter activity. Gene Ontology annotation, biological process: amino acid transmembrane transport.